Molecule: messenger RNA, 645 nt
Organism: Lodderomyces theae
Lineage: Eukaryota; Fungi; Ascomycota; Pichiomycetes; Serinales; Debaryomycetaceae
Exons: 1
Coding region: 1-645 (214 amino acids)
Biological process (GO): mRNA cis splicing, via spliceosome
Cellular component (GO): nuclear cap binding complex
Molecular function (GO): RNA cap binding
Source: RefSeq, a predicted model, not a curated record
AUGGAUUUACUAGAAAACAACUUCAACAAUUCAGCCGAAAGGCUCGACAAGCCAUCUCAGUACUUGAUAAAAAAGGCGAGACACAAUUAUGGUGAACUUGAGCGGGCAUUGACUUCGCGGACCGUGUACGUGGGCAACUUAUCUCAUUUCACGACAGAAGAGCAAAUACACGAAUUAUUCAUGAAAUGUGGUGCUAUAGACAAGAUCAUAAUGGGGUUAGAUCGGAACAAGUUGACACCGUGUGGGUUUUGCUUUGUCAUUUACAGAACUGAACAAGGAGCACUCAAUGCCAUGAAAUAUUUACAAUCCACCAUUCUUGAUAGCCAAAGUAUAUCAAUAGAUUUGGAUCCAGGAUUCAGAGAAGGAAGACAGUUUGGUAGGGGUAAGCACGGAGGUCAAGCGGCACAAGAAGCUGCUAUUGCCGCUGCAAAUGGACAAGAGUAUGAUAGGGGUGGUUAUAGAGGUAGAGGCCGUGGUGGCCAUCGAGGCCAUCGAGGCAGGGGAGGAUUCCGAGGUGGUUUCAGAGGCAGCUACAGGGGCAGAGGUAGAGGAGGUGGAUUUGGAGGUGAGUUUAGGGGCGAGACGUCCGUUUACAUACCUUCGAAAGACCCAUCUUAUAACGCAUCGGGCUUUAAUCCUAUGUGA